Tupaia belangeri chinensis (Chinese tree shrew) is the source of this 6609-nucleotide messenger RNA. It is a transcript of the gene ZNF518B, whose product is annotated as zinc finger protein 518B. The record is from RefSeq and is a predicted model, not a curated record. Bases 671 to 3916 code for a protein of 1081 amino acids. The transcript is spliced from 3 exons. Lineage: Eukaryota; Metazoa; Chordata; Mammalia; Scandentia; Tupaiidae.
GGGCUCCGCCCCCCGGGUAGGGACCUACAGCGGGCGCGGCGGCGGCAGUCUGCGGUCGGCGGUGUAGACCCCUCUUCGCUAGGGCUGCGACUCCAGCCGCCAGCGGGCCUCUGUGUGCAGUGCCUUGCUGCUACCCCGGGUUGUGAGUGUAGGAACCUAUACCAGGACCUGAAAUGAAACCAAUGGCACUGAGCACCUGAGGAGAGAAGGCUGAAAAGAAGGAAGAGCUCAUGGGACUUGGCUACCUUUUGACUCACACCUACAGUUUCAGGCAGGAAGUAAGAAACAGUGCUCAAGUGGCAGCAGACUCUGCAUCUAUAACUUCAGUUCACAGCCUCGCACAACAGGAUAGCAGAAAACAAAAGAAUUCAGACUGAACACUAGCUGCUGCCUUACCAACUUCUGUGAUCUUAGAAAAGCCACAUAGCUUCUCCAGACUGAUGAUCUUGGGAAGCAUGUAUUGAAGACUUGCUUUAUGGAGUAUCAGUGUUGCCUGGAAUAGCAAAGAAUUGGAAUCAUGCACUUACUGUGGGAGUGUAUCAAGAAAGAUAAUUAAGGAUGUUCCCAGGAAAUACCUGCUUCUCUACUAAUCAUAAAACACAUUGAAGGAUGUCUUCUAAGGAAUUUGUCCUGUGAAGUAUUUCUGAAUUUCAAUUGGCUCUUUUUAGAAAUGCAGAUAAAGAAAAUGAAGGAUAUUGGGCAGCAGUUGUAUACUACUCAAGUAAAUGGUGGACAUAAUUCCUUGACCAUGUCACCCAAACAACCUAAUGCUAAUAGAGCAACUCGGCCAGAUAGGCAGGAAGUACACACCCUUCUAUAUCAAGGGUCAGAGGCAGAGGCUGCCAUGAUGACCAUUGCUACAUGUGUAAAAUGCAAAAGUGUUCACAAAAUUCCUCUUCAAGAUUUGAAAAAGGGCACUGGGGAAAGCCAAAAGGAGGACAAAUAUGUCUGCUUUCAGUGUAACCUUGGUGUGACUCCCCCCCGUUUUCAUUUUAUGAACAGUAAUCCCAGUGCUUCUCAUGUUGGAAAUAAAAUUGAAACCAUCUCAAAUUCUGUCAAUAACAAAUUCAAGGUAAGGAACUUCAAGCCAGGCAAAUAUUACUGUGAUAAAUGUCGAUUUUCCACGAAGGACCCUCUGCAGUACAAAAAGCACACACUUCAACAUGAAGAGAUUAAAUUCAUUUGUUCUCACUGCAGCUACAUUUCAUACACAAAAGGAGAGUUUCAGAGGCAUUUGGUGAAACAUACAGGUAUAUUCCCUUAUAAAUGUGAGUAUUGUGACUAUGGUGCUAUUCGAAAUGAUUAUAUUGUCAAACACAGGAAGAGAGUACAUGAGAGGGCUGGUGCAAAACGGCCACUCAAAUCUGUUGCUAAGCUAGAGCCGAAAAAAAGCAGCACUUCAAAACAAAAUGCAGAGCUUUUAAAAGCUUCCAGUCUAAGGACUACAUUUCAGAAUAAGUUGUCAGAUCAACUGUCAAGGUAUUCUCUUCACACAAAUAAAGACAAAAUGCACAAUAUUAUGUUGUUACCUGAGUCAAAGGAAUACCAAAAAGAUGUAGUUUGUAUUCCAAAUAAAAUGACCAUAUCUGAGUCAAAUGAAGUCAGUCUGUUAGAGAACAAAAAUGUUGAGGUGGAAGUAUUAUCCCCUGCAAAGGAACCUGUUCAACCAGGUAUGCCAUUGACAGUUGUGGCACCAGCAGAACUAGUUGUCCCUGCAAACUGUUUAGCCCAGUUGAUAGAUGUGAAAGUUGUCAAUGGUACACAGCAACUUGUUCUAAAGUUGUUUCCUCUAGAAGAAAAUAAUUGUCUUGAAGCUGGUAGGAGCGAUAGAGUUGAUUCUGAGCGUAUGACUAAACAGAGAGGUUCAAAUGAACAAGAAAAAAUAGUUUCUGCAGAAAAAACAAAGUCUCUAACUUUUGAAGGAAAUGUGGGAAGACUUGUCGGCAUUGAUAAUCUUCAAUCUUCAGUUCAGAAACAAGUUAAAACUGUGAAAUGGGUAAGGUCUUGUGAUUUUUUUAUGUCAAAUUCUAGUGUGUACAACCAUGGAGAAUCCUUUCUCAAUUCUGAUACAGUUGAGGAUUCACAGAAAAAAAAUGUUUAUCCACAUAGAACUGCUCUUUCUUCCAUUGCCUUAAAAGGUCACUCUCCAUUAUCUCUAGUAAAAAACAGUGUUUUAUGUAGUCUUGGAACUGCAUCAAAUUCUUUUCCAUAUAAAGCUGCUGUUUCUUUUUCUGGAGAUGCAAGAAAUUUGCACAGUGAUUCACAGCAGUUACUCCCUCUUGCUGCAUCAUCUACAGCCUUUUCCUUCUCUGGAGAAAAGGGCUUAUUGCCCUUAAGUGAAAAUGACUUGGAAUCUAGAAGAAUGAUGAACAUUCCUGUAAAAAUGCUUUCCUCUACUAGGAAGUUGGAAGAUAACCAGACAGAAGAACACAAGGUAGUUUCAAAUAUAGGCCAGAUUUCCUCUCCACAUCAAAGUGAAUAUUUACAUAUAAACAUAACUGGAGAAGAUAGAAUUAGAUCUCAACAACCUGGAAAUAAGGCUUUGGAAUUAAACAGUUCUGAAAGGACAAAUGACACUUUUGAUGGCCCAGUGAUCUCAUCAGUAUUUUCCCUGAGCUCUGGAUCUGAAAAUGUUCCAGAGGGCAUUAAGUGGAAUAGUUCGACCUCCAAAAUAAAGUCAAUUGAACUGUUACGCCGAAAGAUAGCUCAGUUAAUUGAAUCCUGUGGCAAGCCAUCAUCUUUGGCUGCAAAUAACGCACAUCGUCGUUCCAUAGCACAGGCUUCGAAGGCAAAUUCAAAAGCUACUCCUGAAGGUAUUCAUGAAAUUAAUGUGUCAUUUACUGGCCCUGGCCAUUCCACAACUACUCUCCAGAAACCUCAUAAUGAUGGUAUUACUGACAAUGAACAGCUCACUCAUCCGCAAAUAUACCCACAAUAUGUAGAUGGCAUCAAUGGGAAAAUCGAAAGAGUGAACAGGAAGGCACGUGUUGCUACUCCAGUAUUGAUUCCCAAAGGAGCCGUGUUGAGAGUUCUUAACUCCUCUAAGGAUGCCCACAUUAUAGAAGCUACAUGUGAAGCGCCUGUCAGUAUACCUUGCAGUAAAACACAGUUAAUUACACCAGUUCCAUUCUGCCCUGUGAAACAGAAUGACUCAGGCUUACAGCCUUUGACAAAUGAAAGUGAGCCAGUAGCUACGUCCCAAAAUCUUGAAACAUCUCUUCGACCUAAACAAAGAAAAGAGAGUGCUGUCUGUAGCAUGACACCUAGAAAAGUUGGCCCCCUGCAUGGACAGCCAGGAAGCAGUGAACUGAGUAAACAAGAGAAACUGCUUUCCAGAAAUCUUCCUAUAAGUAGAAAUAAAACUAAACAAAUAAACUUAUCCAAGAAGAAAAACAAAAAUCAGGGUGAUCCCAGCCGCUGCCUCAAGGAUCCUUCAAUUUUUCAGGUUGCAAGACAACUUCGACUGAUCGCAGCCAAACCAGAUCAGUUGAUUAAAUGCCCUCGUCGGAACCAGCCAGUCAUUGUGUUAAACCAUCCUGAUGUUGAUUCACCAGAAGUAACCAAUGUAAUGAAGGUAAUAAAUAAGUACAAAGGCAAUGUCCUCAAAGUUGUUUUAUCAGAGAGGACUAGGUGUCAGCUAGGCAUCAGACGGCAUCAUGUACGGCUAACCUACCAAAAUGUAGAUGAAGUCAACCAAAUUAAAAGGCAAAUGAUGUUGAAAAUGAAACUUAAAAAAGUCCAUAAAAACAACUACCAGGUGGUGGAUUCCUUGCCUGAUGAUUCCUCACAGUGUAUAUUUAAAUGCUGGUUUUGUGGGCGGCUAUAUGAAGACCAGGAAGAAUGGAUGAGUCAUGGCCAACGCCAUUUGAUAGAAGCAACUAGAGAUUGGGAUGUUCUUUCUUCCAAAGGCAAAUAAGUAAAAUAUUGGUCUUUGAAGUAAGGGAAGGGGGUAGUUUUGUUUUUGUUUUAGUUUUGUUUUGUUAGUUUAUUCUUGUUUGGGUUCCCUACUGAAGAUUUGAUAGGGGAAAUAGAGACUGUAAGAAUAAGAAUGUUGUUAAUUCUUCCGCCACCCCACCCCCCCUCACAUAUACAUUGAAAUCUUAAGAGCCAGGACCCUGCAUUAACCUGAAAUGUGCCUGGUCCCUGGGAGGUAUUCAGAGCCCCUGAAAUUGUACACAGCAAUUGAUGUACAUUUUUCUAGAGAGAGGAUGUGAAACUUUCAACAAAUUGUUAGUGGGAUAUAUGAGACCUUUAUUUAGUACCCCUUAUUUUGAGUAGAUGUGAAUCUUUGUAAUUCAUUCAGAAGGAUGAGUUUAGAAUGUUUUACACAUUGUCUUUCUGUAAAUGCUACUGAAAAUUAAACCUGUGUUUGGUGUGCACAUCCACUUUGCUUUUACUUUAACUUUUUUUCUGAAUGUUUGGCACAUAAUGAAAAUUAUAUUUUCUACUUUGUUAGUGGUCUUGCAUUUGGUUAUUGAAAAAUGACCUUUCUUUUUCAUCUCUCCCCCAGUCUGUAAUACUUGGUGUUUUAUAUAAUGUAAUUUUGCUCUUGUUGACAAUUCUAAAGAAUUAUUCUAAGGCUUUGCCUGAAUAUACUACUUCAACAACGGGUGUUAGAGAAAGAAAACAUUUUCAAAUAUUUAGCUUUUGAUUUCUUUAAUGUCUUGAUUUAGGUAAGGGAAUGUGCCUUUUUUGGGGGAAAAUGAUUAAAAAGGGAAAAUACCUAAAAUUAAGUUUUAUGUUUGCCCUUAACACUCCCACAAACAUAAAUUAAGUGACCAAUUUAAAAUUGAAUGAUCAGUCUUGUGACGUAAGUGACACUUGAAAAGCUAUUAAACAUAGACUUUUGAAGGUAUGAAAUGUUUAAUGUGACUCAGUUUUAUUUGGGAACUCAUCCAGAGAAACCAUGAAUAGAUAGUGCCCAUGUUUCUUGAUCAUUAUUAAUUAUGGACACUGUUCCCAAAUCACAUUCUAGUCUCCCUGUGCAUUUUUUUUCUGAGCAGGGCUUAUGGACUAAGGCAGCUUCUCUGAUCAUUUUCUGACCCUUCUAUAUCAUUGAAGUCCCAUAAAGUUUUUCCUCAAGCUACUGGAAACAGGCAGAAAGCAAAAAAUUAAAACCUCUCAUUGUCUUUGCUAAAGUUCCAGGGAUGCUUAUUCCUGGUUUUCAUUGAUCUGUUUCUAAUCUGUCUGAACCAUAGUCAUGCUUUCCCUGUACUGGGCUUUCCUAAGAAAGCAAGUCCACUAAUACUCCUUCCACAUCAUUUCUCUAGCAAUAGAUGUCAAAACUGUUACUAGUCUCUACUGGUCACUUUUGUGUACCUUAGAAAUAAGCCCUGUCCUCUCCUGAAUAGGGACAGUUUCUUGGGCAGUUAGAUGGCUUGGUAAAUGUAGCUCAAGACUGGAUCUUACUCCUCACUAAUUCACAUAGCUGGGCACUGAUCUUCAUGUAGAACACAGAUGACACAACCACAAGGCAGCACUGAUUCAUUUUAUUCAUUUCAGAGACUUCCUACUUUAGGAGAUUGGUGCAGUGAAUGAAGCCGGAGAGGGAGUAUGAAAUGAGAAAAGUGUGCCAGCGGCUUUUACCUUGUUGGAUUGUCAGUUGAAGGCAUUCUAAUUUUUGUUUUUUGUUUUUUGGUUUUUGUUUUUUGUUUUAGAUGAGAGAUUUCCCUCAGUUAAGUGGGACUGUAAUUAAUUCUAAUUGGUUCUCAUUACAGAUAAUCAGCAUUUCUUAUGUAUAAUUCAAUAUAAGAUCAUUACAUUGAUUAAUUGGUUUCUCUUGAAAUUUAGGAUUUGUAUUUUUAUGUGUGUGUGUAUGUAUACACAUUUUUUACCAUAUGAAAAUACAGUAACUUGUUGAUUUCUUAUUUUGUAAAAAGAUAGUGUGGGCUGGAAAAAUGUAAAGCAUUUUUAUAUUAGAAAUAAUUUAUUUUGGGAACACAUUUGUAUAAUCUGAUCUCAUUUUUAGAAAAUGAAAGCACAGUAAGUGAUGAGGUCUGGUUUAUAGGAACACAGGUAGAAACUCCUGUAGAUAAUUUUAUUGCAGCAUUUAGUCCUUGUGCAGUUUUAUUUGGUGCUUUUUGGAAAAUGGAUCUUGUGUGUCACUUCACUACAUAAAGGAGAGCAUUCUGAAGUUCUAUCCAGGUUAAAGACUUGCAUCUCUCCAGCAUGAAAGAAAGCUCCUAAAACGUGGAGAGGAGAAAAGACUGUGAUAUUAAAAACAAACAAAAACCUUUUUCUCCUAUAUACCUCACCGCUUAGUAGCUUUUCCUUGAAAGACUAGACUUAGAGUUGGCCAUAAAUCAGGUCAGACUGUUACAUGUCAACAUGAAAUAUUUACUCUUUGCAGCAUCAACUAUUUUCCAAGUAUUACCUAAAACAACUUAUGUGCUUGUAUGGAGUUGAAGUUUGUGAGCAGAAUAUGUAGCAAAGCUUCUGAGAUUUUCAGAACUACACUACUUUUUAACGGAUGAAGAGGGUUCCUAGAAGUCAUAAAAAAUGGGAAAGCAAAAAGUGACCAUCUUCCCUAAAUAAUUUACAAGAAUAGCCUUUUAAGAUGUAGGUAGGUAGAUAUGAAAUUAACUCAUUUCUAUCAAAACUGGAGGGAGA